UGUAUUAUUUUAUUACAGACAAAGCACACAUUAGAUGAUGAAGGGCUGUAUUACCUGGUAACUAAUGAUGACUAUGAGAAAUAUGUUCAAAACUGGCAGUGGGCAGGAUAUUUAAAACAGGUGAAAACAUUUCAAGAAUGUGCAAUCAUGGUGCGACGACCUGCAUUAGAUUCCUUUGAUAUAAUUGAUAACGCUAAUUUUGAUUGUCCUCCGAUAAAACUCGUUUACUAUGGAAAGUAUGGGGCAGGCAAGACAAUGACUAUGGCUCAUGUGCUGCAUCGGUAUGCAAAGUCAGGCUGGGUCACUAUUCAUUUACCAAGUAUAAUGGAAUGGCUGAGAUAUAGAAAAACGAAGAGUCGAGCAUUUUCGCUGUCAUCGUACAAGGACAACGUUUAUGACUAUACAGACGAUGCAUUUGAUUGGCUGAUAUACUUUAAAAAACAGAACGGACAUCUGCUACAAAACUUUAAGACCACCAAAGACUAUACAUGGUCGUUAAGGGAGAAGACUCUAGAGGGGAGUGGCUUGUUGGAUAUAAUUGACUUUGGCAUUGAUCGUAGGAAGUAUGCAUCAGAUUGUAUUGGUGUUUUAUUCAAAGAAAUUAAACAACUGGCGUCAGAUAAAAAAUUGAAGGUUCUUGUUGCAGUGGAAGGUUUAAAUGGGUUUUGGAGAAACACUUCUAUUAAAGAUGAAGAAAGAAAGCUAGUGAAUGCACAGAAGGUGUCAACAUUUAGACAUUUCUUAAAUCUUUAUAAACCAGACUGGAAUAAUGGUGUGUGUAUUGGUACAGUGUGUCAGAAUGUUGACACGUUAGACGAACCAGAUCAUGAGCCAGAGAAAGUGCCCUAUACUCCAAAAUACCUUCUCAAAGAUGAGGGUUUCCAGUGCUUUGACCCAUUUGUUCCAAUGUUGGUACCCGAGUACAGUCCAAAGGAGGCUCAUAAUUGUAUAGAUUAUUAUAUUGAGAGGAAAUGGAUUAUCAAGCCUAGAAGUUUAACAGAGCACGGAAAGAAAGAACUUGUCUUGCUUAGUAACCACAAUCCCAAAAUGCUCAUGGAAAUCGCUAAAUAUUGGUAACAAGUCUACCAAAUUCAGACAUCAUUCCUUUAUUUUGAAAUGUGCAAGUGUUACAACAAAUUUGGAAAAAAAUAUGACAGUAAACCAGUCAAAAAAGUAAAAAUACCUAUUGACCAUUGGUUGCUUUCAAAAACGUAACAGCCGGUCAGAAGAAUGGAUAUUUUCAGAUUUUGAUAAUUUGGGUACUUUUAAUAUGGUAGAGCGAUUUUUACUUCAUAUUUAAUUACAGUUAAGUGGCCGGAUUUACUUCUACAAGAUUUGAUAAUCCAAGUCAUACUGGUUAGUAUUCAACCACCAGAAUGUUAGUUAAAAAUUGCUAAAUAAAUGAAUGUUAUCACAAUAUGGGAGAAGAGAGUUGGCGUGUAAAAAAUGGAGUUUGAUCAUAAAAAUAAAAUAAAAUUACUUUU
Ruditapes philippinarum (Manila clam) is the source of this 1484-nucleotide messenger RNA. Its product is annotated as small ribosomal subunit protein mS29-like. The record is from RefSeq and is a predicted model, not a curated record. Gene Ontology annotation, cellular component: mitochondrial small ribosomal subunit; mitochondrial ribosome. Gene Ontology annotation, molecular function: structural constituent of ribosome. Lineage: Eukaryota; Metazoa; Mollusca; Bivalvia; Venerida; Veneridae. The transcript is spliced from 11 exons. Gene Ontology annotation, biological process: apoptotic process. The annotation marks the transcript as partial.